Messenger RNA from Cimex lectularius (bed bug), 711 nucleotides. RefSeq lists its product as uncharacterized. Gene Ontology annotation, molecular function: protein folding chaperone. The coding region runs from base 144 to 689 and encodes 181 amino acids. The transcript is spliced from 3 exons. Gene Ontology annotation, biological process: response to heat; protein refolding. Lineage: Eukaryota; Metazoa; Arthropoda; Insecta; Hemiptera; Cimicidae. The record is from RefSeq and is a predicted model, not a curated record.
UAUAAAAAUUAUAAUACAAAAAAAUCAUUACCAUGGUAACAUCUUUACUAAAUUCUCAAUCUACACUCACACACAUACACCCAUCCUUUUUGACACAAAAACAAAAAUUUUAACGUAAUCACCCUAGUGCGUUCUUAUUCAAAAUGAUAAAACAUAUCAGCCUUCUAUUUACUGCAUCAAACAGAUUAUUACAGACAAAUAAUUACUUAUGCAGUAAGAGAGCAUGCUUUAGCAAAUGGAACAAAUAUAGAAAUUGUGCUCCAUUUCUAAAAACGAUUUUGCCACCUGGCAUGCAAAUGGUGAAAAAUGCUAAACUCCACAUUUAUUGCCCCACCUUCAGGAGUAGAAAGAGCUGGUGCGAUGUACAACUUGUGGCAAGCGAUGUAGCCAUAUCGGAUAACGUCAUGCUGGUGAAAGUGAACAUGAAAGGCUUCAAACAUGAAAAUAUCUCAGUCAAGGUUGAAGGCAACUGGUUACUGAUCGAAGCACAUUCAAGCGUUGUAAACAAUGGCAAUUCUCCUUCUUUUAGUCAAAGGCAUGUCAUGAGACGCUAUGAAAUUCCAUCCAAUGCUGCAUUAAACGGCAUCAAAUCAUCUCUUGACAAAGGCAAAGAUGUUCUUUUAGUAACAGUACCAAGAAAUAAACCAAGUGAUAACCAACCAAGUAAAUCCGAAAAACCGUCUCAAUAAAAAAAUAAUUGAAAACAUUCAA